AUGGUUCUGAAAAGUGUUUUAUUUUUCUAUCUGAUAAUCAAUUCGACAUGCGCAUACGAUUUUUUUCGAGAUGCAAUAAACUUAAUCGAUCAGUCGUCGGAUCCGUGUGACGAUUUUUACAGACACGCAUGUCCCGUCGGCGACUAUGAUUUUUUAGUUCUCAUGAAAUAUGCUCCCAUAUUUAAAGAAUUGGAGACUAGCCAAGAAGAGAGUGCCUGGGAAAAUUUGAAAAUAGAGGAAGCUUUGAACAAUAUUAAACCUGGAGAGAUUGAGAAUGAAAUAUCCGCUUAUUUCGAACGAGUUUUUCUGGACAUGUGUCAAAACAAUGAUCCUGCAAUGACCACAUUUCUUCUCCGAACACAGCAAAUGUUAUCUCAUGAAAUGUCCACAAAAUGUCGGGCUGAAAACUGCUUGCUACGUCUUGGAGGAGAUUCUAACUGCACAAGAGCAGCCAAUGAUUUUAAGUCACGCGUCGCCAAGAAAACUGAUUCAUCUCACUAUCAGGAAUAUGUUUUGAAAUUGAGAGAAAACAUUGCGGGAUGGAAAAACAAAACCAGAGCCGUAAAUAUCCUUUUGGAUGGCAACUUCAAAGUCGGAGUUGAUAAUAUUAACAGUUUCUUGAUGAAUAUGGUUGAUGUGCUUUUGCAAUGGAUUCAGGUGUAUAAAUAUAUUGCCAAAAAUCCGUUUGAAUUGAUUUUGCAGGAAACACCUUGGGUUAAUGAUCAGAAAAUUAACAGAGCGCUUGAAGCAGUUGCAAGGGACUUAUUCGUGAUUGAUGAAUAUGGAAUUCAACUGAGAGAGAAUAUAGAUGCGCUUAUGAAAACCGAGCAAGACUUUUUGAAAUGCUCUGCGGAUUUUUCAGGAAAACAUGACUUGUUUUGUUCAAUAUAUAGUUACCAUUUUAUGUUUAAUGGUAGAACAACAACUGUUCUUCAUUUCGGCUACGAUGCAACAAAUAGACAUCCAUAUAUUUAUUUUGGUAUGCCUUUCAUCGCACGUGCCGCGAAUUCAGAAAUGGCUGCUAAUCUCGGACUGGCCGGUUACGUUGUUGGACACGAAUUAAGCCAUUCUCUUAUCGAAAAUCCAUCUAAAUCUUAUCUUCUUCCAUAUUCUUCGGCGGAAGCAAUCAACUGUAUACAAACUCAGUACAAUAAUACAUGCGCUGAAUUUAAAGAGGUUUGAUGGGACAUUAUAAUAUUCAUUUGAAAUGUAUUAUGUUAUCUGAAAUGACACAUUACAUUAAUUUGAAAAAUAGAUGGCCAUUUCACAAUUGGUCUGCAGGGACCUCUAAAUCAUCUCGAUUUUCUUAGAAUAAACUGUAAUCG
Molecule: messenger RNA, 1325 nt
Organism: Caenorhabditis elegans
Lineage: Eukaryota; Metazoa; Nematoda; Chromadorea; Rhabditida; Rhabditidae
Gene: F41C6.4
Product: Peptidase_M13 domain-containing protein
Exons: 4
Coding region: 1-1182 (393 amino acids)
Biological process (GO): proteolysis
Source: RefSeq, marked reviewed